This is a messenger RNA of Aspergillus ruber CBS 135680, 1626 nucleotides long. RefSeq names its product MAP kinase kinase Ste7 (gene ste7). The record is from RefSeq and is a predicted model, not a curated record. Gene Ontology annotation, biological process: protein phosphorylation. The transcript is spliced from 4 exons. The coding region runs from base 1 to 1626 and encodes 541 amino acids. Lineage: Eukaryota; Fungi; Ascomycota; Eurotiomycetes; Eurotiales; Aspergillaceae. Gene Ontology annotation, molecular function: protein kinase activity; ATP binding.
AUGGCCGAUUCAUUCAAACCCCGAACGCUGAGGCGCAAGAAUGUCAAAGGCCUCGCCCUGAAUGCCGCCCCCAAACCCGAAACCCCCCAAGAUGGCGAUGCUCAGGCCCCCGGCGCUGCUGGGAACUCGGAAACCCGGACGGAUACCUUGGAGAUUGGUCUGGAAUUCCGGUUGGAUCUCCGGAGUGAGGAUCUGGUCGUGCUGAAGGAACUGGGCGCCGGUAAUGGUGGAACUGUGUCCAAGGUCAUGCACGCUUCUACCAAGGUCGUCAUGGCUCGAAAGAUUAUCCGCGUGGAUGCCAAGGAAAAAGUAAGGAAGCAGAUCUUGCGGGAGCUGCAAGUUGGACACGACUGCAACUCUCCCAACAUCGUCACCUUUUACGGAGCCUUCCAAAAUGAAGCGAGGGAUAUUGUGCUGUGUAUGGAGUACAUGGAUUGCGGUUCUCUCGAUAGUGUCGCCAAAGACUUUGGCCCAGUUCGCGUUGACGUGCUAGGAAAAAUCACCGAGUCGGUUCUGGCUGGUCUGGUGUACCUCUACGAAACCCACCGUAUUAUGCAUCGUGAUAUCAAACCGUCCAAUAUCCUUGUCAAUUCGCGAGGCAAUAUCAAGCUCUGCGACUUUGGUGUUGCAACGGAAACCGUCAAUUCCAUUGCAGACACAUUUGUUGGCACCUCGACCUACAUGGCACCGGAGCGUAUCCAAGGCGGUGCUUACACUGUGCGGUCGGAUGUUUGGAGUGUGGGAUUGUCGGUGAUGGAGCUGGCUGUUGGUCGAUUUCCCUUCGAUUCAACGGAUACGGCCGCAGGAAACCGUGCCAGUGCUGGGCCAAUGGGUAUUCUUGAUCUUCUGCAACAGAUUGUUCAUGAACCCGCGCCCAAGCUUCCUAAAAGCGAUGCUUUCCCUCCUAUUUUGCAUGAAUUCGUCGCCAAAUGUCUCAUGAAGAAGUCAGAUGAGCGACCAACGCCUCGGGAGCUUUAUGACCGAGAUGCGUUCCUACAAGCCGCCAAGCGAACCCCCGUCGACCUCGAAGAAUGGGCCGUCAGCAUGAUGGAUCGACACAACCGAAAGUCAUAUCUAGGACCUGCGCCGCCAAAGUCCCUCAAGGAUAAAGAGAAGGAGAAGGAGAAGAGGGAGAAGGCAAGGGAGAAUGAAAAGGAGAAGAAGGAAAGCUCCCGCCCUGCCCCGCCGCCUAAACCAGCUCCCAGCCAACCUUCUCGCCAACCGCAUCCCACUCCUCCUUCUGGCGAGAUUCCGCUGAGCAUCAACGACGCAUCUAGCCGAUACAACUAUGCUCCGUCCAGCUCUUCCUCCCACUCAUCUCGAUCAACCCGUUCCCCGCUCGACCAAGCGCCUCUGGUGACAAGAGAUGAUGACCCUCGUGCCAGUCGCCCAACAUAUAGCUCUCACGGUAGCCCAACAACGACAUUAGAUGUUCCCGCCAGGCCGCAGAUGGGGUUACGGUCUGCCAGUUCGAGUAACAUGCGAUCUCAGGCCGCGCUUCAUAACACCACUCUGCCCAUCCGCGCUGCUCCAGCACCCAAUGGAUCUUCCACAUCGUCACAAUCAUCAAAUGGAGGACCAUGGCGGCGAAUGCGCGACAUGAUGGGAGCUGCACACGGCACUUAA